AUGUCGUCAAACUCUCGUUCACACUCUCAUUCUCGGUCCCCAAAUCCCUCUCGUGACUCCUGCGCUCAUCGUGCUGCUGCUGGGGUGGCACAUUUGACCUCUUCAAAAUCCCCUUCAAACCUCGCUUCGAAUCGCGUCCAACCAUCGCUUGAUCGACACGCUCGUUCAAAUUCUCGACAUACUUCACCGGACCGGCGUCCUGGUACUCAACGAUCUCGAUCGGCUCCAUCGCCCCAAUCUCGAACGGUACCGCCACCACCUUCGACGCAUCCGCCGCCACUCGCCAUUGCACCCUCCACCGGUGCCGUCAAUUUGCCAUCCAGAGCAAACAUGAUGGCAUUUAACCCAUAUAUGGGCAUGAUGGGUGGAGCUCCUGGGGCUGGGAGCUACUCUAACAUGGGCAUGGGUGGGCCGUUUGACCCUCGUAUGAGCAUGAUAGGGCAAUAUCCGAUGAUGUCGGGGAUGGGGGGUCCCAUGCCACAUGCUGGCGGAACGCCUGGCGUUGGACCUGGAUCGGGUGCCAUGAAUUCUGAUGGGAGUCUGAAACCAUUCGACUCGAGUCAAAUGAAGCGAGGUAGGAUGGGCCACUAUGGCUAUCUUGAAGGUCGUGAGCUCGCCGGCCCUCCACCUGGGCAUUUGCCAGCUGGCAUGUCACCAAUGUAUGAUCAAGGACUGUCGACUCAAGGUCCGACCAGUCAAAUCAUGGGCUCGCCGACGGAUACUGGGUCCGGCACAGCGCCAUCGUCCGCGGGUUAUUAUCCUCAGACGGCCGCAGGAGGCGCCACGGGAAGAACGGGUCCAAAAACCUCUUGGGGAGACCCAAAUGUGGGUCCCAGAGCAAGGUAUGAUGGUACCUCUGCAACUCAGCAAAUCGUGCAGGCCGACGUCGACUCUCCAUAUCCUCUCACGGCCCGCGGAGGUGUCGCUUCCGCCUUCACGAAGUAUGAAGGAUACGGCCCUGAGCGAGCUGCAGCCAGUGGCAUAGAUGGAAGACUUGGAUGGGCUCACCGCAGGACGAGAGAAGGCAAGGUCUAA
Messenger RNA from Kockovaella imperatae, 1035 nucleotides. RefSeq lists its product as hypothetical. The record is from RefSeq and is a predicted model, not a curated record. NCBI's taxonomy places the organism in Eukaryota, Fungi, Basidiomycota, Tremellomycetes, Tremellales, Cuniculitremaceae. The coding region runs from base 1 to 1035 and encodes 344 amino acids. The transcript is spliced from 3 exons.